Messenger RNA from Acanthoscelides obtectus, 369 nucleotides. Lineage: Eukaryota; Metazoa; Arthropoda; Insecta; Coleoptera; Chrysomelidae. The record is from the annotation of a GenBank genome assembly.
AUGUGCCUUUUAUGCAACAAAGUUUUGGGCAAUGACGCUAUGAAACCAUCUAAACUGCAAGAUCAUCUGAGAAGAUGCCACCCUGAUAAAACAGAGAAAGAUUUGAAAUACUUUCAAACACUCAAAGAUAAAUUUCAGAAGAGACCUACAUUGGACAGAAUGUUCGCUUCGACGUCACAAAGAAAUGGUGAUGGUUUGCGGGCGUCUUACAAUAUCUCGUUACUGACAGCAAAAUCCGGACAACCGCAUACUAUCGGAGAGAAGUUAAUUUUGCCAGCCGUUGAAGAGGUUUUAAAAACUGUUUUACACAAACCUGCAUCUGAUAUCAUUAAAAGAAUUCCCUUAAGCAACAACGUAUUGAUGAAAUGA